Messenger RNA from Danaus chrysippus (African queen), 1257 nucleotides. The record is from the annotation of a GenBank genome assembly. NCBI's taxonomy places the organism in Eukaryota, Metazoa, Arthropoda, Insecta, Lepidoptera, Nymphalidae.
AUGGAGGUAUCAAAUUCGUCUAACCUAACGAACAGUGAGUUUCCAACUUCGUCGGUAGAUCGUCAGUUUUGGGAGUAUUUCGAUUCUGAAGAGCGUAAUAUCACUUGGGAUGAAGUUGGAAGGCAGCAGGGUGCUGUUCUCAGUGUUUAUGGAGUUCUGAUGCUGGUGGGUGCUGCUGGAAACUUGGCUGUGCUGAUAGCACUCUCUCGUACUCGUAGAAGACGCUCCAGGGUUGAUCUGCUCAUGACACAUCUUGCUAUAGCUGAUGUCUGUGUGACCUGUGGAGUAAUUCCACUUGAGAUUGGUUGGAAAUACACGAACGCCUGGCUCGUUGGUAAUCUACUGUGUAAAAUCCUUCUCGUGAUGAGAGCUUUCGGUUUGUAUCUGAGCUCCAACGUGUUGGUCUGCAUUUCCAUUGACAGGUUUUUUGCUGUUUUAUAUCCUCUAAAACUGUCUGUGGCUAGAAAAAGAAGCCGACAAAUGUUGUAUGCUGCAUGGACCGUAGCACUGUGCUGCAGUCUGCCUCAGAGUGCUGUAUUUCGUGUGAUGAAUCAUCCUUACGUGUCUGGUUUCGAGCAGUGUGUGUCCUUCGACGCUUUCUCAAGUGUCCGUUUAGAAGUAGCGUACAACGUCUUCUGUUUGUGCGCUAUGUAUUUCGUUCCGUUAUUAGUUAUCACAGUAUGUUAUGUCUGCAUUUUCUGUGAAAUACGAAGAAGCAGUAAUGAAAUUAACGCUAAAUGUCGAAGCAGUAUCAACAGUGUUCGUCUACGUAGAUCCGAUGGACGGAUGUUGGAGCGAGCUCGUCGCCGUACUCUUCGGAUGACUGUCAUUAUAGUCACUGUAUUCGCACUGUGUUGGCUACCGUACGCUACGAUGGCUAUGUGGUAUAUGGUUGAUCGGGAGUCUGCAUCCCGCGUCGCUCCCCAAGUCCAGGAUCUCUUGUUCGCGAUGGCUGUGUCCAAUUCCUGUAUGAAUCCUCUCGUAUAUGGUUCCUAUGUGUUACGACUCAGUGGCAUAAUACACAGAGUUCUUAAGAAAAUCUGUUGUAGCUCUACGACUUCUGAUACUGUUGGUAACUCAGGUUCAAGUUCCUUGAAGAACAGGAACAACGUACCAGUAACCUGUUUGACUAAACCCGUUAAGAACGGUCGCGUUGGUCCCCGUUUGGGCGUAAGAUUUGCGGAGACCACGCUUACUCCAUCCCCCGAACGUGUAGAGGUCAAGUCUGGUCAAGUGAAGUGUCGUGGUCGAGCCUGA